Molecule: messenger RNA, 1804 nt
Organism: Sesamum indicum (sesame)
Lineage: Eukaryota; Viridiplantae; Streptophyta; Magnoliopsida; Lamiales; Pedaliaceae
Source: RefSeq, a predicted model, not a curated record
CCAAAACAUUCAUCAGGGAACCCAAUCACAACAAGAAAUUCAAGAAAAGGACAAAUCCCUGACACAAACCAGCCUUAGUUAAAACAGGGAGUGACAGAUAUAUGUACAGAAUGCCCAUUGCUGGCGCUUAGCAUACGUGCAACCCAGCUCAUCCCGCACGCACGUACAUGCAUCCACCCCCCACCCCAGAUCAUAAGGGUAUAUAUAUACGUAUUUGUUGUUACUUGACCUUUCCUCUUGUGGGUCUUUGCUGUUGUGCACGAGAUGGAUCCAUGUUCUUUCGUGCGGAUUGUUAUCGGGAACUUGGCCUUGAAAUUCCCGGAAAGAUCCCAUCUUUCAUCUCUUUCCUUCUACUGUAAAUUCAAGCUCAAAGGGUUUCCCACUCAGGUUUCAGAUGUUUCGUUCCUUGCGGCUGAGAGCGACGCCGUUGAUAGCAGAAUCCAGUCCUGUUUCAGCUUGAGGAAGCAGGAGUUGGAGAAGUUAGUGGACAAAUCGAGCAAGUUUUCUUGUUUGAAGAUUGAGGUUUACAGGAGGAGUAGCGGUGGGAGCAGCAGUUGUGGCUUUGUGAAGAGUGGGAAGCUUUUGGGCUGCGUUGCGUUGCAGUUGGAUUUGAAGAGUGUUCUUGAAAGUAAUGGGAACAAUAGGGGAUUCCUGAUUCAGAACGGGUGGAUCUUGGUUGGUGGGUCGGAUGUAAAAUUGCAUUUGAAUGUGAGGGCAGAGCCCGACCCGAGAUUUGUUUUUCAGUUUGAUGGGGAGCCGGAGUGCAGUCCUCAGGUUUUCCAGGUCAACGGGAAUGUGAAGCAGCCUGUUUUUACCUGCAAGUUCAGUUUCAGGAGUUCUGGGGACAGGAUUUCAAGAUCCAGAUGUUCAGUGUCAGGAGCAAGAAGCAGUUCGUUCAGCUGCUUCAGUUCCUCCAAAGAUGACAAUGAACAGCCUCUGAAAGAGCGAAAGGGAUGGUCAAUCACCAUCCAUGACCUGUCGGGAUCGCCUGUGGCGGCUGCAUCCAUGGUUACACCGUUUGUACCAUCACCAGGCUCCGAUAUGGUCAGCAGGUCGAAUCCUGGAGCAUGGCUUAUUCUCAGGCCCGGCCAGAACACCUGGAAGCCUUGGGGCCGCCUGGAGGCCUGGAGAGAUUGCAACGAUCUUGGCUACCGAUUUGAACUAAUCCCUGACGGUGGCGUGGACCCAAUCCCACUUGCCAAUUCCAGCAUUAGCACGAAAACUGGAGGAAAAUUCAGCAUAGACAUCACCACUGGCCCAACUCCAGUGGCAAGUGCUAGUAGCAGCUUUGAUCUUAGUUCGGGGUGUGGUUCUGGGUCGGAUUUUGGAUCGGCGGCAGGGUCUGGAUCUUGGGCACACCUCUUGUACAGAGGAUUUGUGAUGUCGUCUACCGUGGAGGGUGACGGGAAGUGCAGCAAGCCGGAGGUGGAAGUGGGUGUGCAGCAUGUGAAUUGCACGGAGGAUGCGGCGGCUUUUGUGGCUUUGGCGGCUGCUAUGGAUCUUAGCUUGGAUGCUUGUCGGUUAUUUUCGCAGAAACUGAGGAAAGAACUGAGAGAACCGGAUCUUGGGUAGGGCCAAGGGCCAUUCUUGGCCCGGUUCAUAAUGGGUUUGCAGAUCUAGGGACUAGGAUUCGCAGUUGACUGACAGCAGCAUUUACUUCUUUCAGUUUCUUGUUUUCAGUGUUUCUUGCCUGGAGUGUACAGUGCAUCGGUAGUACUUUUUUGGUUCUUGUUCUUGCUUUAAAUGUACAUUUUGCUCAAAAUUUGUACAUCAAUAAUGACAGUUCUUGGAUUUCAGUUCCUCA